AUGGAUACCACGGAGGCAGCACCAACGUCCCCAAAGCCAGCCUCUGAUGCUGGGUCCCACAAGCCAGGAAAAUUGUCGUCGCUGAAAGCCAAGAUCAAGAAGCUCCUCGCGAGCCAGAAGGAGAUGAUCAAGGACAACCAAAACUACCGCUAA
Molecule: messenger RNA, 153 nt
Organism: Cyphellophora attinorum
Lineage: Eukaryota; Fungi; Ascomycota; Eurotiomycetes; Chaetothyriales; Cyphellophoraceae
Exons: 2
Coding region: 1-153 (50 amino acids)
Source: RefSeq, a predicted model, not a curated record